Messenger RNA from Carica papaya (papaya), 4915 nucleotides. The record is from RefSeq and is a predicted model, not a curated record. Lineage: Eukaryota; Viridiplantae; Streptophyta; Magnoliopsida; Brassicales; Caricaceae.
CCAUUUCCAUCUCAACGCAGCGUUUUGCUGCUUUUUCCUUUCUGGCUAAGCUUUCUUCAUUUUCCAUGUUGUCUCAGCUUCUUCCGUCUCGUCACCUACUUUCAGUUCCUCACUCCACUGUCUUUUCUGCAACUUAUCACGGUAAUGAUUCGCCUAUGUUCUGGCAAAUCAUCACUGAUCAGACAAAGAUAGCUCUUAAUUUAUCGGCCGAUUCAAGAUUGGUGCAAAAGAAUACUGGAGAACAAGAAAGAUCUUCGUAUACAUUCAAUUCUCUAGAAUAAUUCACUUCGUAACUCUGGGUAACUUCAAAUCUCCGGUUACAAUCCGACACGGCGGCAAAAUAGCUUGUUGUGUUUGAUCUUCGGAUUUUUCAAUGGCUGCCCCAUUUGUUUAUUGCUACCUCUCUAUAUUCAGGUAUCACUCUCUGUAAAUACAUAUUUUGUUUAUCUUACGUGUGAAACCCCGAAUCCGUGAGCAUUUUCAGGUUACCUUCUGCUUCAUUCUCUUCUGGUAGUUUUACAUUGCCAUAUUUUUUCUUCUCAUCCUUCAAUCUUUUGACAUGCGCGUUUUGUGGACAAAUAUAGUACAUGUACGUAGACAAUCUAGACAUGCAGGUGAUGGAUUUUGAGAGCGUUGGUCAAGAAGAAUUAUUUUGUGACUUCUUUGUGUAGGCAGAUAUACUCUUAUUCAUAUCAAAUUAAUGUGAAGUGGAACUAUUUGCUCUCUCUGCUAUUGAUUCUUGAAUUAAGAUUCUGCAGAAGUAGUAGUUUUUGAGCUCUAAAUAUAAAACUGUAAGUUGCAUCAUUUUCCUCAGGUAAAAUGGUUUUCUAUUUGGAGUCUGUCUGCUUUCAAAUUUUGGGUUAUAGCCAGGGCAUGAUGGCUCUAAAUUGAGAUCUAUGACUAGCUCUAGUGUCCAACCCUCACGCUUCUAUUAAGAAAAUGUGCUUAAUAAGGACAAGAAUCCUGCUUGCAGCAUGAGUACCCCUUUUCAAGAUACUUGAACCAAAAGAUUUGGUUAGUUGCUCCUUGUAAAGUUGAAAAUUGUAUUUGGUUCACUUAUAAAUAGAUGUUAGGAAGAAGACAUAAAGCUUUUGCAACUUCCUUCUAUCAGAUAAUUCAGAUGACUUGCUGAUAGUUUUUCCUAUUGUGCUAGUAGCUUUUAGUGGGAUCAUAUAUUAUUUAUGCAUGAGGUGUUGCAUGUUUCUGGUGUGCUUUUCAUUAUUUUCCUUCUAUUUAUUUUCCCACGCUAUUGGGAGAGCUGAGGAGAAUUUUUAUUCUCUGUUUAUUAUGGGUUCAUCUAAAACCUGCAUCUCAAUGAGUCUGUCUGAGCCAUUAAAGGAUAACAGAGUAUUUAGGGAGCAAGGUUUACCAGUAUGUUCCCUCAUGCUGGAUUCUUUUAGCGUCUUUACGUUCAGAAGGCAUUUUGGCAUUUUUAAGUUGUUAACUUUUGUCAGUGAACAGUUUAUGUGAAGAGCCUUCCUAAAUUUUUGUUAGUAAUUUCAGCCACGAUUGAUAAGUAAUUGGAAAUGGCUUACUAUAAGGCUGUUGGUUUAUCCUGGCCUCUGGAUUUUAGCUCUGGAGAGAUUCUCAGCCAAGACUAUUCUUACCUGAUGUACUAUUUGAACAAACAAAAUCAUUCUUGAUUGCAAUCUAUUUUUUGCAAUUGGAAUAUUUUUGGUGCUGAAAGAGCUGCUAGUAAUUGUUUCUUUAUCAUGACAGUUUUCUGUCCAGUAUAAGGUUUUAAGACAAUUUUGUUUUGAACAUUUAUUUCAUUCAGAUGUGCAAUCUUGACCUGUAACUUGGUUAAUCAGUUUUGAUAUUUCACUACUCAAAAGGCCAAGUUGUACUCAUUCAUUGUAGCUUGAGCCAUUCUGGGUGAUAUAGGCACAUUAAUAUAUAACUGAUAAUACUCAUUGGUAAUUUUUUCUCUUGUAAAGAAUUGUUUUUUGUUAAAAAUUUGCAAUUAUAUUGGAAAACAAUCAAUUUAUUUUAAAAUAGAAAGUGAUUUGUUAGAUUCCAACACAAACUUAAUCUAGCUUUAUUAUUUUGGAAAUAUUAUACACCAUUUGAGCAAGUGCACAAGCAUGGGAUCCAUAUAAUUUUAUCAGAAGAAACUAAAAGAAAGCUCUCACUACAAAUGCCAAUACUGCAUCCAAUUACAAAAUGUUUUUAGAUAGGUUAUUAAAGUGUUUUUGGGGGAAAUGCAGUUUCCUUCAGAAAUUUGAAUUUUGUAAGUAUGGGGCUGUUCCCUGUGUGAUUAAUACUAUUUAUUUUUCCCCAUUUUUCUAAGGAGCGAGAGAGGACAAGGUCACCCAAAAUGAGAAACCCAUGUAUAUAGUGGCAUUUGGACCAUUAUGGUGUUACUAAAUGACCAAUCUGAAUUACCACUAUCAAGUUAAUGAUAUUAGUUCUACCCAGACCUAAACUAGAAAGGUUAGAUGCUCAAUGCAUGGUAUCUUAUUGACUGUUUAUUGGAUGAAACUUAUUUUAAAUUCCAUAAUGUUUAUUGAAUGUAAGAACUUACGACAGAUUCAAUAGAUUUACUAUAUUUUCUUCAAUGCAUUACCUACUAUGGGCAUUCAUGAAUGUGAUAUGCUGGGGCUAGGUCUUAAGGCCUGGAAAUGAGGCUGGAACUUACAUUUUGUUCAGUAAGAAGGUGAUGCAAGCUUGCUGAAAAGGUGUAAAUGGUUCAAGAUGGCGGUGUGCUUAUUAAUUCAAUAUUCCAAGGUUUCUGAGGCUUUCAAGUUACGUGGUCGUAAUUUGAUGGAGAAGCCAAUGAGAUCAAAUCUUCAAUCUAAUAACAUGAUCAGCAGAGACACAGAUUGAUCUUAAGAUGGAAGAAGUUUGUCUCAACAGUGAGCCAGUGUUUGAUGACGGGGAUGAAUUUGGGGUUGAUGGAACCUGUAGUUUGGUGGAACAUGAGGAUGAAACUGGUAGAACACAAUCAAAGAAGAAACCCAUGCAACCUGCUGUUGGUUUGGAGUUUGAUUCAUUUGAUGAAGCUUAUGAUUUCUACAAUAGUUAUGCUAAGGAGCAAGGAUUUGGUAUCAGAGUAAGCAAUUCAUGGUUUAGAUCAAAGCGAAAAGAGCGGUACAGAGCAAAACUUAGCUGCAGUAGUGCAGGUUUCAAGAAGAAGAGUGAAGCAAAUAAUCCAAGACCAGAAACGAGAACUGGUUGUCCUGCAAUGAUAAUCAUUAGACUUGUUGACUCCAAAAGGUGGAGAAUAGUUGAAGUUGAGCUUGAGCACAAUCAUACAGUGAGUCCACAAAUCAAACGGUUUUACAAGUCUCAUAAGAAAAUGAUUCUUGCAGCCCGAAAGGCACAACCACCACCAGAGCCUGUGACUGAAGUACAUACUAUAAAGCUAUACCGUACAGCCAUUAUGGAUUCUGGGUGUAAUAGAUACUCAAAUUUUGAUGGAGAGAAAAUAAACCCCGUUGACCACUCUAGACACUUGGAACUCAAAGAAGGAGAUGCUCAUGCUCUUUACAACUACUUUUGCCGCAUGAAGUUGACCAAUCCCAACUUCUUUUACUUGAUGGAUAUUGAUAAUGACGGGCGCCUGAAGAAUGUGUUCUGGGUCGAUGCUAGGUCUAGGGCUGCAUAUGGUUACUUUUGUGAUGCAGUUGCAAUUGACACAACAUGUUUGGCAAACAAAUUCGAGAUUCCUCUAAUUUCCUUUUUUGGAGUAAAUCACCAUGGACAAUAUGUAUUAUUAGGUUGUGCCUUCCUUGGGCAUGAGGCAGUUGAGUAUUUUGUCUGGAUUUUCAAAGCAUGGCUUCAGAGCAUGCGAGGGCAGCCUCCACAAGUUGUUAUUACAGAUCAAUGCAAACGUUUGCAAAGUGCUGUCUCUGAGGUUUUCCCGAAAGCUCAACAUUGUUAUUGUGUGUGGUAUAUCAUGCAGAGAGUCCCGGAAAAGUUGGGAGGAUUGAAGGGUUACGAAGCAAUCAAAAUGCAAUUGAAUAAAGCAGUGUACAAUUCCUUGAAGAUUGCCGAGUUUGAAACUUCUUGGGCUGAAAUGAUCAAGCAGCAUGAACUAGGGGAUAAUAAGUGGCUUCAUUCCCUGUAUGAAGACCGGCAACAUUGGGUGCCAGUUUACCUAAAAGACACAUUUUUUGCAGGAAUGAUCCCUCUUCAAGAAAAUGAGAGCUUCAAUCCUUUUUUUGAUGGUUAUGUACAUAAAAACACAUCUUUUAAGGAAUUUGUCGAUAAGUAUGACCUAGCUCUUCACAGGAAGCACAUGAAAGAAGCCAUGGCAGAUUUGAAGUCAAGAAACUCUUCGUUGGAGUUGAAAACAAGAUGUAACUUCGAGCUGCAGAUAGCAAAAUUGUAUACAAAAGAUAUAUUUUUGAAGUUUCAAUCUGAAGUGGAGGGAAUGUUCUCUUGUUUCUACACAAGGCAGGUAAGUGCCAACGGGCCCAUAAUAACAUAUAUGGUGAAAGAACGGGUCGAAGUCAAGGGAGAUGAGAAGGAAGUAAGGAAUUUCGAGGUUCUGUACGAGACAAGCCAAGGAGAUAUUCGAUGCAUUUGCAGUUUGUUCAAUUACAAAGGCUACCUAUGCAGACAUGCAUUAAAUGUCCUUAAUUACAAUGGAAUUGAAGAAAUCCCCUCUCGCUAUAUUUUGCCACGUUGGUGUAACAAUUACAAGUGCAGGUAUCCUCCUCUUGACAAUGGCUGGAAUAACAUUGAUGUAUUUAACCCGGUUUACUGGUGUAAUCAUCUGUACAAAUGUGCCAUUCCAAUUGUGGAAGAAGGAGCAAAAUCUCAAGAACAUUACAAGUCGACAUUGCAUGAAUUAGAAAGGUUGUUGAACACAUUUAAUCUUGCUGAAGACAACCUAGUGUAACAGAGAAUCUGAAGAUGCCAAAAUGGUGUCUUAUAAUCUAUGACAAAUAUAAAAUGCUCGUUUCUUACC